This is a messenger RNA of Zygotorulaspora mrakii, 738 nucleotides long. RefSeq names its product ubiquitin-specific protease YUH1 (gene YUH1). NCBI's taxonomy places the organism in Eukaryota, Fungi, Ascomycota, Saccharomycetes, Saccharomycetales, Saccharomycetaceae. The record is from RefSeq and is a predicted model, not a curated record. Gene Ontology annotation, cellular component: cytoplasm. Bases 1 to 738 code for a protein of 245 amino acids. The transcript has a single exon. Gene Ontology annotation, biological process: ubiquitin-dependent protein catabolic process; protein deubiquitination. Gene Ontology annotation, molecular function: cysteine-type deubiquitinase activity.
AUGAGCAGCGAACGCUCGGUUGUCCCAUUAGAAUCAAAUCCAGAUAUUUUCACGGAGUUUGCCCAUGAUUUAGGACUGAAUGAAAACUAUUCCUUCAUUGAUGUAUAUUCAUUGACAGACCGCGAUCUUCUUGGGUUUGUUCCCAGGCCCGUCAAAGCUCUGAUACUUCUUUUCCCGUUGAAUGCAUUUUUCGAGGACUCCAAGAAUAAAACACCUGCUAACAAAGGUGACAGCGAAGAUAAUCGCGGUGAGGCGACAACAAAUGACCAACCGGUUUGGUUUAAACAAACCAUAAGAAAUGCUUGUGGACUUUACGGUUUGUUGCACUCGCUAUGCAAUAAUGCGGAUCUAUUAAGUAAACAGUCAAAACUUCUGGAGUUUUUAAAAGCGGAACCAAGGGAAGACAAUAAGUAUUGCGAUUCUUUGACGGAUGAUUUUGUCGUAAAACUCAGCGAAAAGCACUCAGAUAAAUUCAGUUUGGGUCAAACAGUUGCUCCAGAUGCGGUGGAUGAUGUCAACCUUCAUUUUAUCACAUUUGUUCGAAAGGAAGGAGAAGUUUAUGAAUUAGACGGAAGGAGAGCAGAUGGUGCCCAUCUAAUAAGUUCAAGAACAGAUCCAGCUACCGACCUCAUUGGUCAACAAUCCGUUAUAGAUAGAGUUCAGUGGUAUAUGGAAAAUGCUGACGAGGAUAGUAAGCUUAAUUUUUCUCUGCUUGGAUUGGCGCCAUCCUGGGACUAA